AAUCAUUAAUGGAUUACACCUCACAAUUGCCAUUGCCGACUCUCUCUUCUCCUUUUUCUAUAUAACACAAACCCAACAAUGCCCAAAAAUGACCACACAAAUGGCUUUGACGAUAUCGAACGAAGAAUUCAAAGGGGCUCUGCAACAGAUUGCCUUGCAUUUGCUCAGCGAUGACUCCCCGCCCAUAACUCCCUCUGCAAGAAAAGACCCCGUUGACGGAAAACAGAAAUUGAAAUGCGGCAAUAGACGGACUGUUAGUUCGUCGGUUGAGAUUUCUGUUCCGUGUGAGCGACAUUACAGGGGAGUGCGGCGCAGACCUUGGGGAACAUAUGCUGCAGAAAUCAGGGACUCCACGAAGCAGGGAGCCCGCACGUGGCUUGGAACUUUCGACACUGCAGAGGCCGCCGCCGUGGCAUAUGACCGUGCUGCCUUUAAGAUGAGAGGGGCUAAGGCUCUGCUCAAUUUUCCCCUCGAUGCCGCCUCCUACGCUAGCGGUGAUCACAUGGAGGCCAAAAAGAGAAUUAGAGACGAAGCGUAAUCGGAAGUGGAGCCACCGCCCUACAGAAAGAUUAAAACUGGAAAGAAGGAAGAUUACAAUGAUGACGAAGAUUACAAUGAUGACGUAUUUGGAGAGUUGGAAAAUAGUAGUUGUUCUUUUUUUGCCCUUUUCCCACCACCGAUGGUCAAUUAGCGGAUCCUGCCGUUCCCUUAUCUUGUAUACUUGUUCUUCAUUGUAUCAGAUAUACCCUACUUUGCAAAUUUAUUCUUUGAUUCUCUCCUAAACAUGCUGUUGGAUACCCUUGCUUUUCUGUUAAAAGUUCAUCACUGUAAACAAGCUGUUUUUUAUUUUUUCGUUUGGAAAAUCUGAGUUUUUAGUCUGGUUCGUUUUCAGAGAGAUCAUUUGUGGAGGAUCUCCUUCCACUUGGAUCACUUUUAGGGGCAUCUUUUGUCUUCCAGUUCAAUGGUCCAAAAGAAAUUUGAUUCUUGAUAGCUGCCCACCAACAAAAUGGCAUGUAUAAUUUUUUUAAUGUAUAUUAUUUUCUACUUGAGCA
Messenger RNA from Cryptomeria japonica (Japanese cedar), 1052 nucleotides. Its product is annotated as ethylene-responsive transcription factor ERF105. The transcript has a single exon. Bases 89 to 538 code for a protein of 149 amino acids. Gene Ontology annotation, molecular function: DNA-binding transcription factor activity; DNA binding. The record is from RefSeq and is a predicted model, not a curated record. Gene Ontology annotation, biological process: regulation of DNA-templated transcription; ethylene-activated signaling pathway. Lineage: Eukaryota; Viridiplantae; Streptophyta; Pinopsida; Cupressales; Cupressaceae.